Molecule: messenger RNA, 1271 nt
Organism: Quercus lobata
Lineage: Eukaryota; Viridiplantae; Streptophyta; Magnoliopsida; Fagales; Fagaceae
Product: protein DMR6-LIKE OXYGENASE 2-like
Exons: 4
Coding region: 92-1153 (353 amino acids)
Source: RefSeq, a predicted model, not a curated record
AUGUUCCCUUUCCAACUCACAAAAUCAGCAAAUUUGCAUCAUUAUAGAUAGCAUUACCAAUUGGCAAUUGGCAAUUAGCAAUUAGCAAAACAUGGCAGCCACCACCACCACCGCCACCGCCACCAAAGUACUUCUAACCGACCUUGCUUCAAGUGUGAACCAUGUUCCCUCAAACUACAUUCGACCCAUUUCCGACCGACCAAACCUCUCUGAUGUUCAAUCCUCGGAUGCCUCCAUUCCUCUUAUUGAUCUCCAAGGCUUACAAGGCCCCAACCACUCCAACAUUAUCAAACAGAUUGGCCAAGCUUGCCGACAAGAAGGUUUCUUUCAGAUUAAAAACCAUGGAAUACCGGAGACACUGAUUAGUACAAUUAUGAACAUAGCAAGAGAAUUUUUCCGAUUGCCAGAGAGUGAGAGGAUGAAGAGUUACUCGGAUGACCCAACAAAAACCACCAGGCUUUCUACUAGUUUCAAUGUAAAGACUGAGAAGGUAUCAAACUGGAGGGAUUUUUUAAGACUCCAUUGUUACCCUCUUGAGGACUACGUGAACGAAUGGCCUUCUAAUCCUUCUUCCUUUAGGGAGGAUGUGGCUGAGUAUUGCACCAGUGUUAGAGGAUUAGUGCUAAGGUUGCUAGAGGCCAUAUCAGAGAGCUUGGGCCUAGAAAGAGAUUGCAUUGAAAAGGCUUCAGGCAAGCAGGGUCAACAUAUGGCAUUGAAUUAUUAUCCACCUUGUCCACAGCCAGAGCUUACUUAUGGGUUGCCUGGUCAUACUGAUCCUAACUUAAUCACAAUUCUUCUUCAAGAUGAUGUGCCUGGAUUGCAGGUCUUAAGAAAUGGCAAAUGGAUUGCUGUCAAUCCUAUUCCCAAUACCUUCAUUGUCAACAUUGGUGACCAAAUGCAGGUACUUAGCAAUGAUCAAUACAAAAGUGUGCUUCAUCGAGCUGUUGUGAACUGCAACAAAGAGCGAAUAUCAAUCCCAACAUUCUACUGUCCAUCAAAUGAUGCUCUAAUAGGACCUGCUAAGGAUCUUAUCGACAAUGAUCAUCCUGCAAUCUAUAGAAAUUUUACAUAUGCAGAAUACUAUGAGAAAUUCUGGAACAGAGGACUUGCAACUGAAUGUUGUUUAGACAUGUUCAAAACAUCUAGUGCUUGACUUAUAAUGUACAAUUCCUAGAACAUGCUUGUCCUUGUUAGAAUGUUGAUUUAAUUACUUAAAUUUAUCAUUUCUUAUUAGUUUCAAAAUUUUAAAAUAUGUGGUAUUUAUCGUGUCA